AUGAUAAGGAGCAUGAGUAAGCCGAUAGAACAGGCCAUCAAGACAAAAAUUACUGGUGCCUUUCAGCCGGUACAUUUGGCAGUGAAAAAUGACUCGUCCAAACACGCUCAUCAUGCCGGCUUGAGGGGUGCUACCAAUGUAACCGAAUCACAUUUCAGGUUGACGAUAGUGUCAGAUGCCUUCGCAGGAAAAGCGCUGCCAGCAAGACACAGAAUGGUUUACACGCUAUUAGACGAAGAAAUAAAGGAGAAAGGAGUCCAUGCUGUGCAACUGAAAACGAAAACUCCAACGGAAUGGGAAAAAGAUCCUAAAGAUCUGUAA
Messenger RNA from Komagataella phaffii GS115, 321 nucleotides. RefSeq lists its product as uncharacterized. NCBI's taxonomy places the organism in Eukaryota, Fungi, Ascomycota, Pichiomycetes, Pichiales, Pichiaceae. The record is from RefSeq and is a predicted model, not a curated record. Bases 1 to 321 code for a protein of 106 amino acids. The transcript has a single exon.